This is a messenger RNA of Mus musculus (house mouse), 4708 nucleotides long. It is a transcript of the gene Pcdhgc5, whose product is annotated as protocadherin gamma subfamily C, 5. Lineage: Eukaryota; Metazoa; Chordata; Mammalia; Rodentia; Muridae. Gene Ontology annotation, cellular component: plasma membrane; membrane. The record is from RefSeq and is marked validated. Gene Ontology annotation, biological process: cell adhesion; homophilic cell-cell adhesion. Gene Ontology annotation, molecular function: calcium ion binding. The transcript has 4 exons. Bases 130 to 2964 code for a protein of 944 amino acids.
ACCUCAGAGCAGUUUUUUAAAGAGGCUGGAAGGAGACAUAGGAGACUUCAGCUUCUGCACUCCAGGCUCUGGGUUUUUACCUUGGAGACAGGACAGCACAGUUACUCUCCAAGAAGGGACUUCUGGGUCAUGAGGCCUAUGGCAUCACCACAGGUCGCUGGGAAAUGGCAAGUGCUGUGUAUGUUGUCCUUGUGCUGCUGUGGCUGGGUGUCUGGGCAGCUUCGGUAUUCAGUGGUGGAGGAGUCUGAGCCGGGGACUUUGGUGGGGAACGUUGCUCAAGAUCUGGGCUUAAAGGGGACAGAUCUAUUGAGCCGCAGGCUGAGAUUGGGCUCUGAGGAGAAUGGGCGCUAUUUUUCCCUGAGUUUGGUGAGCGGAGCUUUGGCAGUGAGUCAGAAAAUUGACCGAGAGAGCCUGUGCGGAGCCAGCACUAGCUGCCUGCUGCCUGUACAGGUGGUAACUGAACACCCACUGGAGCUCACCCGGGUAGAGGUAGAGAUCCUGGACCUCAAUGACAACUCUCCCAGCUUUGCCACUCCUGAUCGAGAGAUGCGCAUCUCGGAAUCAGCUGCACCUGGAGCCAGGUUCCCACUGGAUAGUGCCCAAGACCCAGAUGUGGGCACCAAUACUGUGAGCUUUUAUACUCUCAGCCCCAACAGCCACUUCUCUCUGCAUGUGAAGACCCUAAAAGAUGGAAAGCUCUUCCCAGAGCUAGUGCUAGAGCAACAGCUAGACCGUGAGACCCAGGCAAGACAUCAGCUAGUACUCACUGCCGUGGAUGGGGGAACCCCAGCCCGCUCAGGGACCAGCCUUAUCUCGGUCAUUGUGCUGGACGUCAAUGAUAAUGCCCCAACCUUCCAGUCCUCGGUUCUACGUGUGGGACUCCCAGAGAACACACCCCCGGGUACACUGCUGCUCCGUCUCAAUGCCACUGAUCCAGACGAGGGCACCAAUGGCCAACUAGACUACUCUUUUGGAGACCAUACAUCUGAAACAGUGAAGAAUCUCUUUGGCCUGGAUCCUAGCAGUGGAGCAAUCCAUGUGUUGGGUCCAGUAGAUUUUGAGGAAUCAAAUUUCUAUGAAAUUCAUGCAAGAGCUCGAGACCAGGGACAGCCAGCCAUGGAGGGCCACUGUGUAAUUCAAGUAGAUGUAGGGGAUGCUAACGACAACCCCCCUGAAGUGCUGCUGGCAUCUUUGGUCAACCCUGUGCUAGAGAGCACACCCGUAGGCACGGUUGUGGGGUUGUUUAAUGUGCGGGACCGAGACUCAGGUAGAAAUGGUGAGGUGAGCCUGAAGACAUCUCCAAACCUGCCAUUUCAGAUCAAGCCUUCUGAGAACCACUACUCACUGCUCACCAGCCAGCCUCUGGACCGAGAGGCCACAUCCCAUUAUACCAUCGAGCUGCUGGCCAGUGAUGCUGGAUCACCCCCCCUACAUACCCAUCUCACCCUCAGGCUGAACAUUUCAGACGUUAAUGAUAACGCACCCCAUUUCACCCAACAGCUCUACACUGCUUAUAUCCCAGAAAACCGCCCACCAGGCUCUCUCCUCUGUACUGUGGCUGCCUCUGAUCCAGACGAGGGGGAUAAUGCCCGCCUCACCUAUUCUAUUGUGGGGAGUCAAAUCCAGGGAGCCCCAGCCUCCUCCUUUGUGUAUGUCAACCCCGAGGAUGGACGAAUCUUUGCCCAGCGGACCUUUGACUAUGAGUUACUGCAGAUGCUGCAAAUCGUGGUGGGGGUCCGUGAUUCCGGCUCUCCCCGACUGCAUGCUAACACAUCUCUCCAUGUGUUUGUCCUCGAUCAGAAUGAUAAUGCCCCAGCUGUGCUGCACCCACGACCUGGCAGGGAGUUCUCAGCCCCUCAGCGUCUCCCCCGAUCUGCUCCUCCUGGUUCUUUGGUCACCAAGGUGACAGCCGUGGAUGCUGACGCUGGUCACAAUGCAUGGCUCUCUUACUCUCUCUUACCACAGUCCACAGCCCCCGGACUGUUCCUUGUAUCUGCACACACUGGUGAGGUGCGCACAGCCCGGGCCUUAUUGGAGGAUGACUCUGAUACCCAACAGGUGGUGGUCCUGGUGAGGGAUAAUGGUGACCCUUCACUAUCCUCCACAGCAACAGUACUGCUGGUUCUGGAGGACGAGGAUGCAGAGGAAAUGCCCAAAUCCAGUGACUUCCUCACACACCCUCCUGAGCGGUCAGACCUCACCCUUUACCUUAUUGUGGCACUAGCAGCUGUCAGUCUCUUAUCCUUAGUUACCUUCACUUUCAUGUCAGCUAAGUGUCUGCGGAGGCAUGAAGAUGGGGACCGGGGUGGGGGCCACUGCUGCAGGGGCCAGGACUCACCCUCCAGGGAGUUCUAUAAGCAGUCCAGCCCCAACCUCCAGGUGAGCUCAGAUGGCACACUAAAGUACAUGGAGGUGACCCUGCGGCCCACGGACUCUCAGAGCCAUUGCUACAGGACCUGCUUUUCUCCGGCCUCGGAUGGCAGUGACUUCACUUUCCUCAGGCCCCUCAGCGUUCAGCAGCCCUCAGCCUUGGCGCUGGAACCCGAGGCCUUGCGUUCCCGCUCUAGUACGCUGCGGGAGCGGAGCCAGCAAGCCCCGCCCAACACUGACUGGCGUUUCUCUCAAGCCCAGAGACCCGGCACGAGCGGAUCCCAAAAUGGUGAUGAAACUGGCACCUGGCCCAACAACCAGUUUGAUACAGAGAUGCUGCAAGCCAUGAUCUUGGCCUCUGCCAGCGAAGCUGCUGAUGGGAGCUCUACCCUGGGAGGGGGCGCUGGCACCAUGGGUCUGAGCGCUCGAUACGGACCCCAGUUUACCCUGCAGCACGUGCCUGACUACCGCCAGAACGUGUACAUCCCUGGCAGCAAUGCCACGCUGACCAAUGCCGCUGGCAAACGAGAUGGCAAGGCUCCAGCAGGUGGUAAUGGCAACAAGAAGAAAUCGGGCAAGAAAGAGAAGAAGUAAUAUGGAGGCCAGGCCUUGAACCACAAGGCAGCCUCCCUCCCCAGCCAGUCCAGCUCGUCCUUACUUGUACCCAGGCCUCAGAAUUUCAGGGCUCACCCCAGGAUACUGGUAGGAGCCAGGGCCAUGCUCCCCGUUGGGAAACAGAAACACGUGCCCAAGCCAACACCCCCUCUCUAUACCCUAGGGAGUUGAAUAUGCAAAGAGAGUUCUGCUGGGACCCCCCUAUUCAAUCAGUGAUUGUACCCACAUGGGUAGCAGGGUUUGUGUGUGUGGACAUACACACACACACACACACACACACACACAAACCAUGCCACACUCCCUUAGUUACAGCUGAACUCCUCCAUCUUCCAACCCAGGCAGGCUUAUCCAUCUCCUGCCGCCCUCUCCCCACCCCACCCACUCCUUCAGUCCCUCUCUUUGAGCAAGGUAGCUGGGCUGUUGGGGUGACCGGUGAGCUAAGCCGGCUCCUAGUUCUGAACGGUAGGGAGAGUAUUACAAUCUUUUGGCCUCUCCUUCAGUUCAGCUUUCCCCCAAAGCAUGGUUUGGUACCAGUCUUCUCUUUUCCUUCCAGAGCCUGAGACCAAUGCUUAAGUUUUGGGGGAACAGGCACCCUCCCUCUGGUACUGAUGAUGCUUGCUGGAUUUUGGGAAGGCAUUUUGCUACUAAGCCUCUUUUCAAUGCCUGGGGACAACUAGUCUUUUGUUUUUCAUUGUUUGAUGUUCCCACUGCAUGCUGUGACUUCCCUACACCUCAAAGAAGAGACUCCUUUGCAUGUCUGGAGACAGUAGGGGGUGGUAAACUAAAGGGAAGUUGAGAGUGUAUACUGCUGGGAGUGGGGCAGUGGACAAAACAGCCUGUUAAUAGGGUCUUGCAAGGGGCUCUGUAUGUACCCAGGGGACUGGCUCAAUCCUCACAUUCUAGCCAUAGACAAACACCAGGCCAGACCCCUCCAUUCUGGUUCAGCCUGGGCAGCUUGGGCUGAGCCACCAGGACCAAUGGAUUUAAGCUGACAUUUCAGUCCAAGACGACGACUUCUAAGUGAGUUUAAGACCAGAGAGGAAAGAGGGGCCUCUGUGGGUGCUGGGUACUCCAGAGGUGCCCUUGGUGGGAGGACCAGUGGUCUUAGCAGGAAGGGGGGCCCAGCAAGGUCAUUCUUGGACCCUGGGUCUAGUCCAGUAGCUAGAAAAAGGGACCAAGUGGCCAUAAAGUCCCAGCCAAUGAUGGGGCUUUUCCAGUGGGCCCCUGUAGACCUCAAGCCCCUGGCCUCCACCUUACCAGGUGCCAUUUCUUCUCAGAAGGCCACUGCCCAGGCCCCCAGGCCGCCCCCUUGUGGCCAGAGAACGGUUAAAGCCCCCCAGUGCCUCCUUGUGCAUAGAACUUCCUCUGCCCUAGCCCUUACAGUAGUGUAGAAGAUCCCCCUCCCCCGCUGGUGUAGAAUAGCCAAUAGUAUAGUGUGGUGUGCUUUUACGUGAUGGCGAGUGGGCAGCGGGCGGUGGGCUGUACACAGCCGUCUGUCCUUUGAAUCUCAAUCUGCCUGCGCGGCCCGUGCUGUGUUUUGUGCUGUGUCCACACGCUGCGGCGACCCCUCCCUGUACUGACUUCUCUAUAAAAAGCUUCUCUUCGCAUAGUCACGUAGCUCCUGCCCAUCCCCCUUCCGAUAUCUCUCGCAAGUUUUAUACUCUAAUAUUUAUAUGGCUUUUUUCUUCGAAAAUUAAAAAUAAAAAAAUGGUUUCUUCUGAAA